GGGGCCGGCUGUGGGACGCAGCAGAGUCACCAGGGUGAUGUGUAGUUCAGGGCGCACGGAUGGGGUCUUCUUACCCGGCGCAGACCUCCGCGGUUUGUUGAAACAGUUUCAAAACUUGAUGGUCAUAGAUAAAUAACCACGACCUUGACAUUGGCCGGUGCAAGUUUUGCUUGGGGGUGUGCGCAGGAGGGCUGCCGUCUUGAAUGGUUUUUUUUCAGAGAGGCCGGGACAGCUGCACCUCUCCGGUUAGUUGGGGAAGUGUAGAAAGCCGGAGUUAAACAAAGAAAAAGCUGAAGCACAACCAAGCGAUGGAUUCAUGUGGCAGCAGAUGGUGCUGGAUUUGCUGGUGUGCUGGGAGAUUGCUGCAGCUUUUCCCCUUUAGAUAAUAGGUGUUCUGAGAGGGGAAUCAGGGCAUCACAGAACCUUAGGGGCUGGAAGGGACCUUGAAAGCUCAUCCAGUCCAACCCCCCUGCCAGAGCAGGAUCACCUAGACCAGAUCACACAGGAAUGCAUCCAGGCUGGCAGCCUCGGUGGUUUCUCCUCUGUGGUGGCAUCCUGUCCUAUUAUGACUCUCAGGAAGAUGCCUGGAAAGGUUGUAAGGGAAGCAUCCAAAUGGCUGUGUGUGAAAUUCAAGUGUUGCUUCCAGUUCAUCCUGCAGAUAACACACGAAUGGAUCUAAUCAUCCCUGGGGAACAAUACUUCUAUUUGAAGGCAAGAAAUGCAGUUGAAAGGCAAAAGUGGCUGGUUGCACUGGGAACUGCCAAAGCCUGUCUGACUGACAGCAGGACACAGAAGGAAAAAGAGUUCACUGAAAACACAGAAGCCUUGAAGACUAAAAUGUCUGAACUUAGAUUGUACUGUAACCUCCUUGUUCAGCAAGUGCAUAAAACAAAGGAAGCCAGAAUUUCUGGUGGAUCAGAACCUGAGAGCGAAAUUGAUAUGGGAGCUCUGUUAAAAUCAACCUGUGACACCUUCCUGAAGACUCUUGAAGAAUGUAUGCAGAUUGCAAAUACUGCCUUCUCUUCUGAGUUAUUGCAUCAGACCCCUCCUGGAUCCCCACAUUUAGCAGUUCUCAGAACAAACAAGACAAAGCACUCUGUCUUAUCCAGUCAUGCCUCAACAGAAAGGCAGAUGGAGUUGAAUCCCUGUGAAAAUGGCUCUGUAAAAGCAGAAAUUAACCAUCAAGAGCAAACUCUUGCUAAAAAUCUGAGAUGUCUAAACCUGGAAACCAGUGAGGGGAGUGGUGAUGUUUGUGUGGAGGAUCAAAUAGCAGAGGAUUUGGCAGGCAUUGAGGAAGAUGGAGAGAACAAGCUGCAAGCUGUGGAAAGCUGUGGUGCCCUCAAGUUGCUGCAGUCAGAGACAAAUUCUUUAAGUGGAUUGACUCUGUGUGAGGAAGAUGGAAAUGCAAAUGAUUGUCCUACCUUCUUCAGCGUCAUGAGCAAUAGAUUCAGUGAUAUUGAACUUCGGGACGAGGAGGGCAUACCAACAGAAGAGUUUCUGGAGUCAUGUUAUGCAAUUGUGCCAGUUCUGGACAAGCUGGGACCAACUGUUUUUGCUCCAGUGAAAAUGGAUUUUGUAGGGAACAUCAAGAAAAUAAACCAGAAGUUUAUAACCAACAAAGAAGAGUUUGAUACCCUUCAGAAGAUAGUGCUCCAUGAAGUGAAUGCAGGUGUAGCACAAGUUAGAAACUCUGCUACAGAGGCUCUCCUGUGGCUGAAAAGAGGCUUAAAGUUCUUGAAAGGGUUUUUGACAGAAGUGAAGAAUGGAGAAAAGAACAUCCAAACAGCUCUAAACAAUGCUUAUGGGAAGACUUUACGGCAGCACCAUGGCUGGGUUGUCCGCGGGGUCUUUGCAUUAGCUUUAAGGGCAGCUCCAACAUAUGAAGACUUUGUGGCAGCUUUGUCUGUAGAAGAGUGUGAUCCUCAGGAAGAAACAUUCUACAAAGGAAUGCAGAGGGACCUCAACAUUUACUUACCAGCCAUGGAAAAGCAGCUAAAUAUCUUGGACACUCUGUAUGAAGUACAUGGUUUGGAAUCAGAUGAAGUGGUAUGACUACAGCAAGAUUGUGUCUUAAAAAUUCAGGGACUGUGUCUGUUAACAAAGUUUGUUUGGUUUUUGGGGGUUUUUUAGUGUUUUUCUGACAUUGUUUCUGUUCAUUGUAUCUUUUUAGGUGGGAAGGGUGUUGAGUGUUUGUAGGGAAGGGUGUGUAUGAUUUUUGUGAGGGUGUUUUGCUGUACUUAUUUUGUGUUUAAAUGCAGAGGUACUGUUUCUCUUUGGGUCAUUACUGUGUUCAUGCUGGAUGGUUUUGACCAUUUCUCUUCUACCUGUGCACAUCCUUCUUUUUCUCUUCACCUCCUCAAAGUAACAGAGCAAAAUUUGGCCUUUGCUCCUGUACCUUAGGAGAGAGCUGCAUUUGCAGUGGAGCCAUUGGAAUGUCAAGAUGGUGCCCAGCCAGA
Molecule: messenger RNA, 2456 nt
Organism: Dryobates pubescens (Downy woodpecker)
Lineage: Eukaryota; Metazoa; Chordata; Aves; Piciformes; Picidae
Gene: PLEKHA8
Product: pleckstrin homology domain containing A8
Exons: 14
Coding region: 508-2052 (514 amino acids)
Biological process (GO): intermembrane lipid transfer; ceramide transport
Cellular component (GO): cytoplasm; membrane; cytosol
Molecular function (GO): ceramide 1-phosphate binding; ceramide 1-phosphate transfer activity
Source: RefSeq, a predicted model, not a curated record